This is a messenger RNA of Thlaspi arvense, 3986 nucleotides long. Lineage: Eukaryota; Viridiplantae; Streptophyta; Magnoliopsida; Brassicales; Brassicaceae. The record is from the annotation of a GenBank genome assembly.
UGUUCAUCGUCCGUCCCAAAAAUUCAACCUUUAGUAUUGGCGAAUACGCUGAUUCUCUGAACAGAAAAAAAACAAAUCUUUGGCUAGUACGAAGAAAAAUUGUGUUGAUUUAAGCCACACCACACCCAUUUAUCUGAAAUCACUGGCGGCUGAAAAUUGAGCUCUGCGUCGCUCAUGAUCUUCGAUUCGGCGUUUUUCAAACAUGAUGGUCCAGGUCUCUGAUUUACGACCCAGUUGCUGUGAGAUUGGAGACGUAGCGGCUCCAAGCAGCAACAAUGAUCAGGUCAGAUAACAUUUGGAUGAAGAAACAUUUAAGACAAGAAUCAGGUGAUGAUCAGGACAACAUUGAGCUUCCGAGAAAGAAGAAAGUGAAGAAGGACAAUCCAGAAACAGAAGUAGAUUCUUCAUCCCAAGUCACAGCUUCGGGUCUAUAUACAGAUGCACUGUGUUCGCAGUUUCUUCCACAAGCCUCCACAAGCUCGGAUGCUAUUAAAAAAAAAUGUCACAGGAAGUAUAGCCCGGGACGGAUAAUAUCAUCAUAUUCGUCAGAGAAACGAUUCGUAACAUUUACACUUGCACCUGUCGAUGUCAGACAUUGUAGACUGCGUCUUCCAAUGCAAUUCACUAGGGAGAAUGGGAUAAAGAAGCCUGGAAAGAUAUAUCUGUUGGGGAAUGAUGGUUCAAAGUGGCUCGCAAACCUUCUCCUGGAAAGUAGAGGAAGAAUGACUUUGGGAGACGGUUGGAAAUCGUUUGUUAAAGCAAACGGCUUAAGGAUCGGUGAAUCCUACACACUUGAGUUGAGUUGGGAAGACACAACUCCUGUGCUCGGUUUGUGUCCUGCAGAGUAUAGCAUUGACAGAAGAGCGGGAGGAGAGUGUUCAGAAGCAAGUGAGAAAGAUGGUAACAGGAAAGAAGAAAACGUAAAUGAAAACAGCAACGAGGAGAGAAGCUCAUGGGAGAGAGAGAAGAAUCAUCUGAGAUGGAGAGAUUCAACUUCAUCCAGCCUAAACCGAUUCCUGAUAUUAACAAUUACACCUGAUAGUCUCAAACAUGGUAGACUGCGUCUUCCAUUGCAAUUCAUGGAGGUGAAUAGCAUGAACAAGCCUGGAGAGAUAACGCUGUUGGGUAAAGACGGUGCAAAGUGGCUCGUAAGUCUUCUACUGGAAAGAAGAGGAAGAAUGAGUUUGGGAAAAGGAUGGAAAGAUUUUGCUAAAGCAAACGGCUUAAACACGGGCGAUUCCAUCACGUUGGAGUCAAUAUGGGAAGCCGAAUCUCCUGUGCUCAGUUUGCUCCGUGUAGAGCCUAGCAGUGAGCACUCAAAAGCAAGCGAGAAAGAGUCUAUUUUGACAGAACCUAGCAGUGAAAACAAGACCAGGAAAGCAGAGCGUAACAGAGAAGAGAGCAGAAAGAAACCGCUUAGAAAGCCAGAUUCAUCUUUAGCAGUCCAAAACCAAUUUGCGACAUCAACACUUUCACCUGAAAUAGUUCGCCGAGUUUCUCAUGAUCUUCGAAUUGGUGAAAUCGUCAUUUUCAGAAAUGAAGGAGAUAUGAUGUUCCAGGUCUCUGAUUUAGGACAACCUAGCUGCUGCGAGAUUCGAGACGUAGUAGCUCCAAGGAGCAACAAUGAUCAAAAAAACAUCGGUAGCAAUUCGAUAAAAAGGCAUCCGCACUUAAGAAAAGAAGCAGGCUUUUCAUCAUAUGAUGGUGAUGAUGAUCAUCUUGAGUCAUUUGCUCUGACACUUGUGUUAAUAUGCUGGUAUAUGCAGCAUCUUGCACAAGCUUUCACAAGCUCAGAUGGUUUGAAAACAAAAUGGCGCACGAAGUAUAGUCCGACGCAGAUAACUUCGUCAAGCGAGAAACAGUUAGCAACAUUUACACUUGCACCUGUUGAUGUCAGAAAUUGUAGACUGCGUCUUCCAAUGCAAUUCACGAGGGAGAAUGGGAUAAACAAGCCUGGCAAGAUAUAUCUGUUGGGCAAAGAUGGUUCAAAGUGGUUAGCAAAUCUUCUCCUGGAAAGCCGAGGAAGAAUGACUCUGGGAGACGGCUGGAAGAGUUUUGUUAAAGCAAACGGCUUAAAGACGGGUGAAUCCUUCGCACUCAAGUUGAAUUGGGAAGACACAACUCCUGUUCUCAGUUUGUGCCCUGCAGAGUAUAGCAUUGACAGUAUAGAAGAAGGAAGAUGUUCAGAAGCAAGCGAGAAAGAGGUCACCAUGUAUAAUAAUAACGAAGAUGAGAACAGCAAAGAGGAGAUGAGCUCAUGGGAGAGUGAGCAGAAUCAUCUGAUAUGGAGAAAUUCAACUCCACCGAGCCAAAACCGAUUUCUGACAUUAACUAUCACACCUGACAGUCUCAAGCAUGGUAGACUGCGUCUUCCAUUGCCAUUCAUGGAAGAGAAUGGCAUGAACAAGCCUGGAGAGAUAACUCUGUUGGGUAAAGACGGUGCAAAGUGGCUGGUAAGUCUUCUACUGGAAAGAAGAGGAAGAAUGAGUUUGGGAAAAGGAUGGAAAGAUUUUGCUAAAGCAAACGGCUUAAAGACUGGCGAUUCCAUCACGCUGGAGUCAACAUGGGAAGACGCAACUCCUGUGCUCAGUUUGCUCCGUGUAGAGUCUAGCAAUGGUAGAGAGCAAAGCGAGUUUUCGAAACAGUCUCUUUCCACAGGACGUAGCAGCGGGAACAAGACCAGGAAAGCAGAGAACAACAGAGAAGAGAGUAGCUCAGAGGAUUUGGAGAGAAGAAGAGAUUCAUCUUCAGCAAUCCAAAACCGAUUCUUGAUAUUAACACUUACACCUGAAGAUGUCAGAUACUGUGAACUGCAUCUUCCGAGUCAAUUCAUGAGGACUAAUGGCAUCAUCAAGCCAGGAAAGGUGACUCUGUUGGGUCGAAGCGGUAUGAAGUGGUUUGCGUAUUUACUGUCAAAAGAUGGAACUGUUGCUUUGGGAAAUGGUUGGAAAGGCUUUUGUGAAGCUAAUGGUGUGAUGUUAGGAGAGUCUUUCGUUUUGGAAUUCGUUCCUGGAGAAGAAGACACAAAUCAUGUCUUCAAGUUUUACUCUAACUUCGGUGGCCAAGAUCACUUCAUUCAAGUCAACGUUAGUAAUGAGCUUCCUAUAAAGAAGAAACUGAAGAGGAAUAGUCAUGAAACAGAACCGGAGAGGAAUGAAGACGAGUCAUCAUCGAUGAAGACACCAAAAGCUUUGUUCUAUUCAUCAUAUUCACCAACUCAUAAGCGACUCUUAACAUUCACACUUCCACUUAAUUAUGUCACAAUUCGUAAACUGACUCUUCUAAAGCCAUUCUUGAGAGAUAAUGGCAUCAACAAGCCUGGAGAGAUGUAUCUGUUGGGUAAAAACGGUGUAAAGUGGCCAACAAGUCUCUUACUUGACAAGAAAGGAACAAUGAGAUUGGGAAAAGGCUGGAAAGAAUUUGUCAAAGACAACGGCUUAGAGAGGAGCUUCACGGUCAAGCUUACAUGGCAAGGCACAACUCCUGUGUUUAGUUUGUGUUCUAAAGAAUCUGAUAGAGAAGAGGAAGAAGAGGUUUCAAGAACUAUCAAGAAACAGUCUACAUUGGAGCCAAUCUUGGAAGAUGAAGCUCGUAAAAGUACAGAGUCUAACAGUUCAAAAGCUAACAAGAAAGAGUCGGUUUCCACGGAAGAAACAGAACCUAAAAGUAGAGAUUCACCUUCAGUAAUGCAAGAACGGUUUGUGACGUUAGCACUUACACAUGAAGAUGUCAGAGCAUGUAUACUGUAUCUUCCGAGUCAAUUCAUGGAGGCUAAUGGAAUCAACAAACUUGGGAAGAUGACUAUUUUGGGUGAAAACAAAACGGAGUGGUGGGGAUUUCUAUUGACAAGAGAUGGAAUUGUUGCUUUAGAAUAUGGCUGGGAUGGUUUUUGUGAAGCUAAUGGUGUGAAGUCAGGAGAUUGUUUCACUCUAGAGUUCAUUUGUAAACAAGACACAGUUACUGUACCUAAGUUCUGUUCUCUGUAG